GAUACUCUACCCGGCGUGAUAAUCAAUGCUUUUACGCGCCCAUUGUUUCAGAUACCACCCUUCAAAACUCUAUCAAAACCUACUGACACCAGAAACAGUCCCUUUUACAAAUUACCCCGUGUUCUCACUCCUUUUUUGCGUCGUUUAUCGUUAAAAAAGCGUAAAUGAACCUUCCUUUCAUCCAUUACCUAACAAAGUAUUAUGACUAGAGUAAAUCUACUUACCACUUACCAAGCAACAAAAAAUUGUUCCUAUUGUUUCGCCUAAUACCUUGGCAAAACUAAUAUUGAUUUCGUCAUUGGCUUGCCAAAUGAAAUCCUAGCCACUCAUCGUAACAAACCCUAGGAGGCGAAAAGGGUAAGUUCACUAGCAAUAUCAUGGGAAGAGUACGUACAAAUAUUAAUAAAAUAUUAUUAUAUCGCGAUUGGCCUAGUGGUAAUGCAUAGAUACGUCGACGACGAUGCCGCCAACCUACCAUGCUAAACUCGCUAACUGAUUAACUUUCCCGCGGGAAAAAGAAAAGAAGAAAAGGAAUAAAAGACUGUAUCGUAAUUGGCAAAGCUGUUUUCUUCUUUUUUUUUUUUACCGGGAGAGCCAGUCAGUGUUUACAGUAGUAGCGUUAAAUUAUAAAACCCGCUGGUCCCCUCGUGUUUGGUCUCUCCAUAGCUAACUUUCUCGCUCUAAAGUCUCCAUCCCUCCCUGGUUUUUCUCCACUCUCUCACUAGGAAGAACAUCUCUCUCUUGCACUUAACUCUCUCUCUCUCUCUCUCUCUCUCUCGGACGGACUGAAACAGAUCUCCGGCAUUGACUCAAUCGUUGAGGUAAACUCCGUUUUUAAUGAAUAAUAUGAUUCUACGCCUUGUUAAUGCCCCUUUGAAGCUUUUUUAAUUAAUUCAGCUUUUUUUUUUGUUUAAUGUUUAAUUUGGUUUCUGUUAUGUUUCGGCCAAGCAACAACAGAAAGAGAAUAAAUUGGCAUUUCGCGUGGUGAUUUCAGUUUUUUUUUCCCUUGUGCCAAUUUGUUAUUGUUGAUUUUCCAUUCCAGCCCAAUUUUUUUUUAUUAUUACUGCCAUUCAAUCCUGGUUAAAUUUUUUUCACUUGAUAAACGAUUCUCUCGGCUUUCUUUUUUUGGGUUUGGUAAACAAUCUCCUUUCUUCUCUCUUUGCUCUACCUCAGAGCUACUAAGAGAGAGAGAGAGAGUUCUCUGUUUUUCCCCACAGAUCUGCCAGGGAAAUUGCUCCUAAGGGGGAUUAUGGUUUGGAAGAGGGGUUUUCAUUUUCACUAAAUCCCUAUUUUGCUGAAUUAUUUUUCGGUACUCUUUUUUUGGUGUUUCAUUUCUAUCUAGAAUUCGUCUACCUAGAGAAAUGCCUCUGGAAUUGGACAAGGAGGAGGGGAUGAAUUUCUCUCUGGGGUAGAAGAGCGGCAUCAAAGGAAGGAGCAGAAUUCAGGCAGGGAAGGGAAGGGGCGGAAAGAAGACUAAUUUUCGAGUAGUGGGUGAGAGUUCAGAGAGAGAGAGAGAGACUUACGGGGUUUUUGGAGGAGUGAUGGAUUCCGACGGGAGGCCGAUUUUCCGGGCGCCGUCGGUGAUCUACACGGACGUGCAGGGGAAUCCAGUGCAGCAGCAGCACGCGGACUGGUUGUCGGGGUUUCAAUCUCCGGCGGGUGGGGAAUUCGAGGCAUGCAAUGCGAUUGAAUUGGACAGGUGGAAGGAUAUUCCUUUCCAGUGCCUGCUGGCUCUGGCGGAGGGCACGGCUCAAGGGAUGGGAGGUGGAGCUCCUGCUGCUUCUCAAUCUCCUGCAUGGAAUACAACACACUUCAAUUUGGGAGUUCAGGAUCCAGUUCCUGCUCAGUACGACCUCAAUUUACCUCAUGAGAGCACGGAGGAGUCUUCGUCCUCGUUUGGGGGAUUCAACUUUAUGUUUGCUCCUGUAACGCCACAGAAGAUGAUGGAUGGAAACCCUGCAGCAAUGGAGAAAGGUCGUGUGAGAGUGGAGAGUGGACAUGGUUUGGCUUGUGGAGGAAGAGGAACAGCAGACAAGCAAGCUGCUGUCAGUCCACUGAACCUCGAUCUUACUUCCGAGGCUAGUAAUGUAGGUCUGGUUCCGGAUCCAGUUCCGGAUUCUUCAUCGACGGUUGGGUUGACAGCACAGGAGAAUCAGAACAGGGAGAAGGUGGACUUCAAUGCGAUCGACUUGAACAAAACACCACCGAGGAAGAAACCCAAGAGGAAGAAGCACGUACCCAAAGUUCUGGUGGAAGGCAAAAUACCCAAGGCUCCGAAGCCACAGACCCCUAAGCAGCCCAAGAGGAAGUACGAGAAGAAGAAAGAGCUGAGUCCUCCAGCUGCUGCUGGUGGUGGUGAGGUAGAGAAUCCGAACACGGAAGAGUCUGCAACGUCCAAUGCGAAUCAGAACGGUAAGAGGAAGAACAUGAAGACCGACGCAGCACCAACUUCUCCGGUGACUAAAGAAGGCACACCAAGGAUUAAGAGGAAAUACACACGGAAGGGCUCGGCAGAUAGUCCAACAAGAACAGUUGGGGAAUCAGCUGCUUCUGAAGCAAUCUCUGAAGGAAAGUCAGGAUGUACAACUCCACCUAGAGAAGCAACGGGGGAAUCUGUAGAUCCACAAGGUCCUCCUCAACCUGCCAAAAAGAGCUGUAGGAGGGUGUUAGAUUUUAAUUCAGAAGAAGCAGGAAGUCAAAGCUCUCUAAAGAAGCCAUCAUCGCCUAGUUUGGUGUCUGAGGCAGUGGCAAAAAGCCAAUCGGCAUCCAUUUCCUUUGGAGAUGGAAUUGAAGUGAGGAUGCAGAAUUCUCCCACAGGAUCUCAAUUCAACUUCGAGAAUUCUGUCAAAGAACUGCUUAAAAGUUAUGUACCCAAGGCAGGAAAUAAAGCAACCACUAAAGGAAAAGAGAUGUUAGCCACUCAGUCCUUGCAGCAGCACAGCACACCAAUUUCACUAUCAAAUGCAUCAAGCUGCAGUGGCUUAGUCAGAACUGUGACUGAGCUGGGUGAAGCAAGUGGGUCAGCAAACACAAAUUCUGGUCCGGUUAGGCAUUUUCACAAUGGGUUAUCACAAUACCAGACAUUGCCUUGGACACUAAUGCCAGAGUGUCGGAAAAAGAGGAGCGAAAAGGCACCAAAUUCAGCAGUGUCUAGCAUGCCCAUUGUCUCCCCAGCUGCCAGAAAAGUCAAUCACUUUUCUUAUUAUGAUCAUUCUCACGAAAACGGACUUCUUUCAGGGACAGUUGGAAAAGCAGAAUCUGCUGCUGGUUUUCUUCAAUAUAAACUCCACAAUUUCAGUCCACUAAAUGAGAUUGAGAGGACAACUAAAAGAAGGUCUAAAGCUCCUGUCAGGGUUCACGAUCUAUGCUCUCUUGUCACUAUCCCUCAACAUAACAACCAGCACAUUCAGAACUUAAACAGGCCCGAGGUACGUUUGGGAGCUCUAAUUGCAGGUCCUCAAGCAACCUUGAAGAAGCCAAAGAAGAAUAGUAAACGGGGUUCUCUAGGUAGCUAUGCAUCCUCAAGUACUAGUAACAAAGGGCAAAACAGGAGGAUGGUUUCAUCUAAUCAGAACCAAUUCUCAGGUUCACUGGAAAUGCUAUUCAACCAGAUGCUCAAUGUGGAUGAGUUAGCUGAGCAGUUAAAGCACCUUAACAUCAAUAGGGAAAGCCCUAACAUUACUUUUGCUCAGACGAAAGAACUAGUUCCCUACAGAGCCAGCAAAAGCAAAAAGAAGCAGAAGGCAAUGGUUAUCUACAAAGGGGAUAAUAGGAUGGUUCCAUUUGAACCGGUGAAGAGAAAGCGACCCAGGGCAAAGGUUGAAAUAGAUGACGAAACACUUAGGGUGUUUAAUCUUCUACUAAAAAGCAUAGACAGUGAAGGCAUUGAUGGGACGGAUGAAGCAAAGGCAACGUAUUGGGAAGAGGAAAGAAGGAUCUUCCGUGGGCGCACAGACUCAUUUAUAGCAAGAAUGCAUCUUGUACAAGGGGAUAGGCGCUUCUCGAGAUGGAAAGGAUCAGUUGUGGACUCAGUAAUUGGAGUGUUUCUGACCCAGAACGUUUCAGACCAUCUUUCUAGCUCUGCAUUUAUGUCAAUGGCUGCUCGAUUCCCCAUUAAGAGAAAUCAGGAGCCACAGUGGGAAGAGGGAGGGUCCAUAGUGAUCAACCCGACAGUUUCUAUGCCAGAUGAUGAAUGCUUGAACUGGGAUGAGAUGUCGAAUCAAACAAUUUCUGACCAGAUUUCCAUGACUCUCUGUGACCCUCGAUGUGAAGAAAUAGAAAUGGCAAAUGACCUGGAUCCCAAUAGAAGCACAAGCAUAAAUAUUGGCUUGGCACCUAGCAAACAGAAUUAUGAUGAAUCAGUGAUCUCUCAGAAUUCAUCUCAAAACUCAAAUUCGCCAGUCAGUCAAACUUUUGACAACAUUAGAGAGUCGUGCAUGGAGACCAACUCGCAAGAAGUGGAUACUUGCGAUGGUGGAGCCCAACUGAACAGCUUGGGUGGAGGUAGUAGUUCUUUCGUUGAGCUGCUACGGAAGGCUCAAUCUGGUUCUACCAUGUUACCAAAGGAACAAUUGACAAACCUUUCAGGAGGGAUGUUUGAGAUUGUGGAGAGUAGCGAAAAAUUUGAGAAGGAGAGGACCUCUCAGAACACAACAGGGUCGAACUUAAUUAACCAUGCCCCUCCCAAAGGUAAGGGGGUAAAAGAUUUGAAUGCUGCUAGGAGAAAGGCAAAAAGUAGAAGGGUUGGUGAUGAGAUCAAAGAUGCUGACUGGGAGGCACUCAGAAGAACCGUAUUGCCAAAUGGAAUAAACAAGGAGAGAGCAGAGAAUGCAAAGGACUCGGUGGACUGGGAAGCUGUAAGAUGUUCAGACGUUGAUGAGAUUGCCGAGACGAUCAAAGCUCGUGGAAUGAACAACAUGCUUGCAGCACGCAUGAAGGAGUUUCUUAAUAAACUGAUAACCUAUCAUGGAAGCAUAGAUCUCGAGUGGUUAAGAGAUGUCCCCCCUGACAAAGCAAAGGAGUACCUGCUAAGCUUCAACGGACUGGGGCUGAAAAGUGUGGAGUGUGUCCGGCUUUUGACGCUUCAUCACCUAGCCUUUCCAGUUGACACAAAUGUUGGGCGUAUAGCUGUCCGACUUGGAUGGGUCCCCCUGCAACCCCUGCCUGAGUCACUUCAGUUGCAUCUACUGGAAAUGUACCCUAUACUGGACACAAUUCAGAAGUAUCUAUGGCCUCGACUGUGCAAACUUGAUCAGAAAACACUGUACGAAUUGCAUUACCAACUGAUCACAUUUGGAAAGGUUUUUUGUACAAAAAGCAAGCCAAACUGUAAUGCGUGCCCAAUGAGAGGAGAAUGUAGACAUUUUGCCAGUGCAUUUGCAAGUGCAAGACUUAGCCUUCCUGGACCAGAGGAGAAGAGAAUAGUUACUGCACAACCUCAAGACCGGCCAACUUUCCCAGGCCCAGUUAUGCCAAAUGUUCAAAGAUCUAUAUUACCUCCACCAACCAUAUGUGAAGCAACUCAACCGUCAAGAUCUCAACCAUCAUCAACAGUGCCUGAACAAGAAUGUUGCCAGUCAGGGAUGUUGCACCUUCCAACAGUAAAAGCAAGAGACAACUGUGAGCCCAUCAUUGAGGAACCAUUAUCACCAGAACCACAAUGCACUCAAGCCGAAAUAGAUGACAUUGAAGAUGCCUUUUAUGAGGAUCCUGACGAAAUCCCCACUCUUAAGUUGAAUGGGGAAAUCCCUGCCAUCCCAUUUAAUGUUCAAGAGCUUGCUCAGAAUAUCGAGACAUAUAUCAAACAGAACAUGCAUCUUCGUGAAGGUGACAUUUCAUUGGACUUAGUUGCUAUGGCUACAGAGGCUACAUACAUUCCUCCCCCCAAGCUUAAAAACAUUAGCCGGCUAAGAACCGAGCACCAAGUAUAUGAACUACAUGAUACUCAUCCUCUUGUGCGAAGGUUGGAAAAGCGAGAAGCUGAUGAUCCAUCUCCAUAUCUCCUUGCAAUAUGGACCCCAGGUGAAACGGCGGAGUCUGUUGAACCACCUGAGACAAUAUGCACAUCACAGUCACAGGGAAAAUUAUGCGAUGGAGGGACAUGUCCCUCAUGCUGCAGCUUCUUGGAAGCAAGACGUCAAGUAGUUAGAGGGACUAUUCUGAUACCCUGUCGAACAGCGAUGAGAGGAAGUUUCCCACUCAACGGAACAUACUAUCAAGUGAAUGAGGUAUUUGCUGACCACGAGACUAGUGAAAAUCCAAUUGAUGUACCCAGGGAUUGGCUAUGGGAUCUACCCAGAAGAACUGUCUACUUUGGAACAUCUGUACCAACAAUAUUUAGGGGUUUGACUACUGAGCAAAUCCAACAAUGUUUCUGGAAAGGAUUUGUCUGCGUUAGAGGAUUCGACAGAGAGACGAGAGCACCGCGUCCUCUGCUGGCAAGACUGCACUUUCCAGCCAGCAAGAUGAAGGGAAAAGAAAAAGGCAAGAAUGUGGCCGACGAUGAUGAAUAGAUAGUUUCUCCGAACCAAAUCUUGACGCGAUAAUCAAACCAUGCUCGAGGACAACAAUAAGUAGCAGGGAUCACAUUCAAUGACAGAGACUCGGUUCAUAAAGAGAAGUUCGAGAAAAAAAGCCGAACGAGUUGUUGGAUUUCCCAUAAUAUGGGGUGUAGCAUUUGUGUAUACAUAGCAAAAAAAACUGUAAUUUCUCAGAGUUCCGCUCAUAUUUUGAGCAUUUUCCUUACUUCAUGUUAACUAUCCCCAAAUGUCCCUUGUGCCUUUCGUAGUUACACCUAAAACUGUUUCAAUUGUCAUCAUUCAUCAGGAUCAUAAUGGUUCAGGAGUAGCUAAUGCAUUAGCUUGCUAACAUAACUACUCCAAAGGAGCUUUUUCUUCUCCAUAUUGGAUCUUAGCAAACUCACUACUGACUUUUUCUUAGAUGAAAUCCUAAGCUGCUGGCAGCAGCGUGUUCUCCAGAUACUUACAUUUCAAUGCAGAGAAAUUACCUAAACCAGGUGUAAAAUCACUCAAACAAUACUCGGCUCAAUUGUUCUCUCUGUAUACACGUUAUUGAUCUAGUUAGAGCGCAAAGCUACAACACCUAGGCUGCAGCUGCGGCCACCAGACUUGCAUGCGAAGAAAUUACCUAAACAAGAUAUGAAUUCUCUCGGCAUAGACUACAAUCAGAUACCGAAGAAUACAAAGCGAGCAAAAUCGUCAAGCAAUCUCCGAUUACUUAGAACAACGACAAAACAACACAAAUCAUACCGAGCAUAGUAGUCAAGCAAUCUCCGACGACAUAGAACGACGAGAAAAACAGCACAAAUCACAUCAGAAACACUCGAAUAACCGGAAUCCGCAAGUUGCAUCAAUGUUUUCAUCAAACGCCCAAGGCUUUUCGCUACAUAAAUGAAGAGAGGCAGAGUUGCAGGUGGUUUGGAAACGCACCUUUCGUCCUUCGACGGCGAGCGGGCAAAGCGAAGGAGGGACUGGCUGAACGCUGAGGGGGGAGAAGAGAGGAGGUGGAGAGAUGUGCGUUUAGGCGGUUCCGCGGAUUUGCCGCUUUUCAUAAAACGUUUAGGCGCCAUUGUCAUUUCAUUUUCCCUCCUGCUUUGCGAUCUUUGUUUGAUUUUUUUGAAAUUUUGUAAACCUCGUGGGAGAGUACUGGGCUCUUCGUGGAUCUGGUGGCCUUUUACCUUGGAGAUUGGCUUUAGUUAAGCCCAUCCGACGAGAGGAGGUUGGAUCGGAUCGAUCUUAAAAUUAAAUCGAGCCUUCAAAUGUAUGAUUUUCUAGGAUUUGUGUAUUUCAGUUGACUAAUUCAUAUAAUUUUAUAGGAUGGAAAGAGUUUACCAAUAUCUUUCGUACAUGAGAGAAGUCUUUUAAAAAAAAAAUUAAUAACAACAAGUCGAUGAGUUUAAGAACGCUUGUUUCGAAAUCGAUGAUUUGGGCCGACACUUUUUCGAGGGCAAGUCUAUAUUAUUUUGGGGUUCGUAAGAGAUUUCAUAGUAAUACACUACAAAAUUGAAAUGACCGGUUGGAACCCACAAAUUUAGGAGGUGUAGAUACACAAAAUAUCAUGAAAUAUGUCAAUAACUAUACAGAACACAGGAAGUUAUAAAUGCAUAAUCUUAAUGGUAAAAUCAUUUAGUCUUUGCAAGAUGAUGUAGAUCAAAAUUUGAUAAAUUAACUGUUAAAUCCUCGAAACAUGCUAUAAUUUGUUACUCAUUCUCUCCUAAUACCUAUGUAUCUUUUUUUCCUUUGAGGAGAAACUACCUUUGUUUCGUUUAGCACUGCUAUAAAGAAUGUAAAUAUACAUAAUUAAAAUAACUAGAAAAACCGAAAGGAGACAACAUAAACCGGAUACGAAGAGUCAUCUUGGCAUCACAAUCAACUUCUCUACCACCAAAAAAUCGUUUAUAAUCAAUAGGGCAGUGUCGC
Messenger RNA from Linum trigynum, 8438 nucleotides. Lineage: Eukaryota; Viridiplantae; Streptophyta; Magnoliopsida; Malpighiales; Linaceae. The record is from the annotation of a GenBank genome assembly.